CGAUAUCGAUCACUCAUUACUCCCUCUCCGGUCUCCUCCACCUCCAAUCCCCCACACCCUCCUUUCCUUCCGCAAUCACUUUAUCUUUUUCGACAUUCCAUCCCCCCCAUAUCUUCCUGGCCGGCCUCCACCCCUCUUCUUUCUUCCUCGCCAAAGGCGAGUCGCUCAUUUCAACUCACCACCUUCUAGCGCCCACUCCUCCCGUCUGGCGAUCCCAAAGUGUCCGAAAGAGAAGCAAACAAGGAAGAUGCAUAAGCUGCUAACCCUCAUGCUGGUGGCGGUGGUGGCGAUGCUCCCUAAUGCAGGAGCCAUCAAGUGCUAUGCGUGUCAAGGAUACAACUCCAAUUAUCAAGACGACUAUCACUUGAACAACAAGUACUGCUCUCUUAACAACUUCAACAGUGAUCGCGUCGAUACAUUAACUGCAAAGGAGUGCAUGACGCUGGUGCAGUAUGUGCCUGAGGGUACGUUCACGUUUCGGGCCCCCAGCGUUAUGAUGCAGAAGCAAAUGAAUCAGACCUUCAGCCAAAUGAAGAAGAAAACGGAAGUCGAGGAUAUUCACUACCUCCAUUUCAACGGCUAUUUCUGUAACCAGGACCGUUGCAAUGACAGGAGGCCCAGCAACGCUGCACCCGUCAUCCGCGCCCUCUGCCUGCCGCUCCUGCUCCUCCCCCUGGUGACAGCAUCCCACCGACUCCUGGCUUGAAGGCCUUAAUAAACACACACACACACACACACACACACACACACACACACAUUCCUUGGUGUUUCUUUUCAUCAUGUAAGUUAACCUGAAAACUGAUAAAUAAAUAAAUAAUAAAGAAAUACAUGUUUUCCGUGAAGUAAAUUAGCAGUGACGUGAAGUACUGUACCGCUGCUGUACCACACAUGAGGCAGCUGCUACGGGGGAGAGGGGUUGGUGUAUAGGGUAAGGACAGGAGAAAAAACAAAGGUAGCCAGUGAACCAAUUAACCAUCAGACAUACACGUGGUACUCGCUGUAUUAAAGAUGCCUACGUACUUUCUCUCAUUUUCCCUGCAUCCAUUCACUUCACACUUUAAGAGCUACUUUCUGUAUACCUACAGGCAGACUCUAAUGCAUAUUCUCAGGUGACAUGCAGCUAAAUUUGUGAUCCCCACUUGGGCACUGAGGGUUUCUCGUCUCUGUGGCGGGGAAGCUGACCGAAGUGUUGACAUGUGUGGUUCCCUGAGUGACCCUCGCCGCAGUCAUUAUUAGCUUUGAGGUGACGGGCUUCUGUCACCUGAUCAAUAAACAAUGUUGCCUCCCUUACUGCACUGUUAUCAUUUGUGGCGUUAUUGAUCUUCUCGUUGUUGUAGUUUUGUUAUUGUUAGUUAUUAUUUUUAUUAUUAUUAUUAUUAUCAUUAUUAUUAUUAUCAUUGUUAUCAUCACUAUCAUUAUUAUUAUCAUUAUUGCAUGUAUCUAGAAAACCUAUUUGUAACGAGUUUUAUCUUUUCCUAUCUUAUUCUCACACACACACACACACACACACACACACACACACACACACACACACACACACACACACACACACACACACACACACACACACACACACACACACACACACACACACACACACACACAGAGAGAGAGAGAGAGAGAGAGAGAGAGAUAACGUCGGCCGGUUACUCUCGAUAACAAGCUAGAUAGAAUACAAGAGGUAAUGACGUAAUGCACCAUCUCCUGAAAGCACAAGACUGAAUGCACCACCAGCCUAGUCUGAAUGCUGUUACACAAUUAAAAAGUAUUCAUUAUUAGUUAUUAUUUACCAGCUGUUAUGGUGUCUGGAAGAUCACUGAUAAAAUUUUAAAUAAAAUGUUAGUUUCCAGAAUGUAGCAACAAAUAAAGAGAAGCAUCACA
This is a messenger RNA of Portunus trituberculatus (swimming crab), 1881 nucleotides long. RefSeq lists its product as uncharacterized. Bases 248 to 706 code for a protein of 152 amino acids. Lineage: Eukaryota; Metazoa; Arthropoda; Malacostraca; Decapoda; Portunidae. The record is from RefSeq and is a predicted model, not a curated record. The transcript has 4 exons.